AUGCUGGCUCGGAGAACCUCUGCCUACUCCAAAGUCUUCCAAAUCUUCCCAAAGACAAUCCCGAAACGAGCGAUAUAUUCGCCGCAACCAUCCUUACGGCAUCCAGCAUUCCAAUUGGCGAAGAUGUCUACACGGGCAGAGACCGAUGCCUUCGGCGAGGUCAAAGUCGAUUCAUCCAAAUACUGGGGCGCUCAGACCGAGCGUUCUCUGGGAAACUUCAACAUCAACCAACCUCAAGACCGUAUGCCUCCACCCAUAAUACGAGCUUUCGGCAUCCUCAAGGGAGCUGCAGCGACAGUGAACAUGGAAUUUGGGCUCGAUCCAAAAAUUGGAAAAGCGAUACAGCAGGCUGCAGAUGAGGUUACUUCACUCAAGCUUAUCGAUCACUUUCCUCUGGUAGUAUGGCAGACAGGGUCCGGAACCCAGUCCAACAUGAACGCGAACGAGGUGAUAUCGAAUCGGGCGAUUGAAAUUCUAGGCGGGACUAUGGGAUCCAAGAAACCUGUCCAUCCCAAUGAUCACGUCAACAUGUCAGCUUCCUCAAAUGACAGCUUCCCCACGGUCAUGCAUAUCGCCGGCGUGCUAGAAUUAGAAGAGAACCUCAUCCCCGCAAUGAAGAGCUUGCGAGAAGCUCUGGAGAAGAAACGACAGCAAUUCGAGCACAUUAUCAAGAUCGGCCGCACCCAUCUUCAAGAUGCUACACCUCUCACCCUCGGCCAAGAAUUCUCCGGCUACGUCGCACAAUUAGACAGAGGCCUCGAACGCGUAGAAAGUGCGCUGCCACACCUACGACUUCUAGCUCAAGGCGGUACAGCUGUCGGAACGGGGAUCAACACGUUCAAAGGCUUCGCUGAAGCCGUAGCCGCCGAGAUCAGCAAGAUGACACAGACGGAGUUCUCCACAGCGCCAAAUAAGUUCGAGGCACUCGCUGCGCACGACGCGGUUGUUGAGGCUUCAGGUGCACUCAAUACUAUCGCAACAUCCCUUUUCAAAAUCGCGCAGGAUAUCAGGUAUCUGGGCUCUGGCCCGCGAUGCGGGCUGGGAGAGCUCGUCCUCCCGGAAAAUGAACCCGGUUCUUCGAUCAUGCCUGGCAAAGUCAACCCUACGCAAUGCGAAGCCUUGACCAUGAUAUGCGCGCAAGUCAUCGGGAAUCAUACUGCGGCUACAGUGUCAAAUAUGAAUGGGCAAUUCGAGCUGAACGUGUUCAAGCCCGUUAUCAUUCGGAAUCUACUGCAUAGUAUCAGGAUCUUGAGUGAUGGUAUGAGAAGCUUUGAGAAGAAUCUCGUUGCUGGGCUGGGCGCGGAUGAGGAGAGGAUUGGGAAAUUGUUGCAUGAAAGUCUCAUGCUAGUGACAUGUCUAAAUCCUGUCAUCGGAUACGACAUGGCUUCCAAAGUCGCAAAGAACGCGCACAAGAAAGGCCUGACGCUGAAAGAGAGCGCAAUGGAGUUGAAAGCACUCAGCGAGGAGGACUUUGACACGCAUGUCCGGCCUGAAUUGAUGAUUAGUCCGAAGGAAAAGUAG
Molecule: messenger RNA, 1521 nt
Organism: Bacidia gigantensis
Lineage: Eukaryota; Fungi; Ascomycota; Lecanoromycetes; Lecanorales; Ramalinaceae
Exons: 4
Coding region: 1-1521 (506 amino acids)
Biological process (GO): fumarate metabolic process; malate metabolic process; tricarboxylic acid cycle
Cellular component (GO): mitochondrion; tricarboxylic acid cycle heteromeric enzyme complex
Molecular function (GO): fumarate hydratase activity
Source: RefSeq, a predicted model, not a curated record